Anopheles coustani is the source of this 1566-nucleotide messenger RNA. RefSeq names its product pickpocket protein 28-like. The coding region runs from base 1 to 1566 and encodes 521 amino acids. Gene Ontology annotation, biological process: sodium ion transmembrane transport. The transcript is spliced from 5 exons. Gene Ontology annotation, cellular component: membrane. The record is from RefSeq and is a predicted model, not a curated record. Gene Ontology annotation, molecular function: ligand-gated sodium channel activity. Lineage: Eukaryota; Metazoa; Arthropoda; Insecta; Diptera; Culicidae.
AUGGAUUCCAAACGGGUCAGUGAAUUAUUUGAAGAAUAUUGUUCCGGAAGUUCCAUCCAUGGAGUGCGUUUUUUUGUGGGAAGUGAAAGAAGUGUUUUGGUAAAAAUUGCGUGGCUUGCUGUAUUCGUACUAUCCCUCGUCGGAUGUGGAAUCAUGAUACAGCAGGCAUACAACAAAUGGGACCGAACCCCGGUUAUUGUGACGCUAUCGGAGGUGCCAACGCCCGUCUGGGACUUGACUUUUCCGGCCGUAACUAUCUGCCCCGAAAUUAAGGUGUCAAAAGAGCGCUUCAACUUUACGGCGAACUUCAAGACCCUUUUCGGAGACUGGUACCGAGAUAAAAAUAAUUCAAAAUUUUCAACCAAUGUUACGGAUGAAAAUAUUGGGAAAGUUAAAGCUAUCAUCCAUCAUUGUUCGGGAAUUUACAAGAACAGCAAGAACUUCAUUUUUAAUUUGAAUCAUAUUCACGAGCCUGCAUUGGUGGAGUUUCUGAAAAAUGUAUCACUUGAUCGAAGGAACGUGUUAACCUUAUGCGGCUCUACGAGCGACAACAAAUGCACGAACUACAUGCAGGUGUCCUUGACCGACGAAGGUGUUUGCUACUCAUUCAACAUGGUUUCACAGAACGAGAUGUUCCGCGACGAUGUCCUGCAUGGGGAGUACAAGCAUUUGGAACGCUGGGACGAAGAUGGCAAGGGGAUGAAGGGCGAGGAUCAGGUGGACACGGUGCGUCCAACGGAGCUGUUGCGUGUAGCUGGGUCUGGGUUGGACGCAGCCAUUGGAUUUAAUAUGGUACACUUUCCACUGAAAAUCGAUACCUCGUGUGUGCGUGGCCGAGGAUAUAAAGUUCUCCUGCACGAGUCGACCACAUAUCCCGACCUGGCUAAGCGUCACAUUCGGUUGCCUGUAUCGCACUCUCUCACGAUUGCGGUCAAGCCCAACAUCAUGUUGACAUCACCGGAGCUGACGAAGUACAGUCCCAGCAAGCGCCAAUGCUACUUCGAACAUGAGCGUCCCCUGCGAUACUUCCGCCGUUACAACCAAGAUAACUGUGAGUUGGAGUGCCUCACCAAUUACACCGAGAAGGAAUGCGGCUGCGUCCAUUUCUCCAUGCCUCACACGAACGAAACACGAGUGUGCACGCUACCGGAGGCUCGUUGUCCCUCCAAUGCACGGGCACUCUUAUUUAUCCGGAAGCAGAAGAAGAAUACUACCGAAGACUACUUACAGCUGUGCGACUGUCUGCCGUCCUGUGCCUCGGUGCGUUACGAUUUGCAGAUCACGCAGAACGCGAACGACGAGGAGAAGGACUUCCGCUCAUCUUUGAUGUCCGAGGAGGAACUUCAAGCCAAUUUGAAACUCCCGGUUUACUCGGUGCUGCAAAUUUACUUCCAGGAUACGCACUUCAUUCCGGCGCAAAGAUCCGAGUUGCACGGACUCGUCGACUUCUUGGCCAACUGUGGGGGAUUACUGGGUCUUUUCAUAGGCGUCAGUCUUUUGAGCAUCGUGGAACUGGCAUACUACAUCGCUGUUCGUCCUUUAUCUUGCCGUAACCAAAAGUUUUAA